This is a messenger RNA of Neospora caninum, 1581 nucleotides long. RefSeq lists its product as hypothetical. The transcript has 10 exons. The coding region runs from base 1 to 1581 and encodes 526 amino acids. NCBI's taxonomy places the organism in Eukaryota, Apicomplexa, Conoidasida, Eucoccidiorida, Sarcocystidae. The record is from RefSeq and is a predicted model, not a curated record.
AUGUUCUUUCUCGCCGCGACAGGAGCUGGCGUGCCGCAGCCUGCUCCGAGAAGUUCAAGUCUCCCGCGGAAAGACGGCCUUCAGCGUUUGUCGUUUCACCCUCUUCUGCGCUGCCGGUCUACGGCCCUACGCCCCGGCACCAACGCACAGGCAAAUGUGUCUCUGCCUAUCCCAGGAGGCAUCCAGGAGGCGCCUCUUCGCGUUUCUUCCCAGCGUGUACACGAACCGGGUUCAUCCGUCGAGAAGGACAGCCGAACGAGCGCUCGCGGGUUGACGAGAGCUGGAGAUACACCGGAGACUUCGCUCUGUUAUCUGGACCCAAGGCAGCAAGGCGACGAAGCGCAGGGGAACGGAAGUUUGCGCGCGACAUUCUUCAACUCCCUUUUCUCCUUUGGAGCGAGAAAGGAUGACGACAGAAAGGCGGAAGAAGCGAGCAACGACACGCCUCAAGACGCGGCCAAAGAGACACACACAAAACUCACGGACACCCAACAGACAGCGGACGCCCGCGAACCCAACGGGAGGGAGGCAGGGGAAGGCGAACGAGGCGAGACGAAGACGCGACGAGGGAAAAAGGAACAGAAGAAGGGGCAGAGCAAGCCAGCGGCGGAGCGAGACACUCGAGAACGCGAGAAGAACGAAGAAAAGAUUCGAAACGAGGCCAACGAGAACGGCGACGUGGUGGCAGUUCACUUGGAAGCAGACGGCCGCAACUCAGCGGAGCCCGUCGAAGGCAAGACGAGAAGGAGACCGUGGAAUUACGGUCGCCCGUGGACGGAAGAAAUUCGACGGAAAAUUGCAACACGGACUCGUCUCGCGAUGCAGCGCCUCAAGUCCGAGAGAGCAGCCAUGAAGAAGGCGCGCGGAGAAGAAGAGACGGCACCCCGUCGGGCAAGCCCCGCCGCUGCGCGAGCGCCUCUCUCCCAUGCGACGAGGCUGAAACUCUCCGAACGCCUUCGCGCACGAUGGCGGGAUCCUGAGGCGCGAGUGAAACUCCUUCAACUCGGCCGGGAGCGGACUCAGUCGGAGGCAACGCGUGCCGCGAUCUCUGAGAGCGUUCGACGGAAGUGGAGAGAAGAUCCUGGAUACGCGGAGAGAGUGCGGGAGGGUCAGGCGAAGGUGAAUGCCGCCGGAGAGAAGCGGAAGAAAAUAUCCGACACACUCAAGCGCCUGUGGAGAGACGAAACCUUUCGUCAGCGCAUGCGAACAACGCGACGCCCGUACACAGAGGAACGACGCCGUGCUCUCAGUGCGAAGAUCACGGCGAUGUGGGCCGAACGGACAGAUUAUCGAAGUCGCACUGUGGAUGCCAUUCGCUCGCGUUUCGAUCGCUUGAAAGUCGAAGGAUUCCCUCGAAAGCUGGGAAGGACGAAAAUCCCAACGCAACGCGUGUUUUCGCGUUUUGCUUCCGGCCCAGCUUCGGGAGGUUCCCGAGCACCAGAUCUGUUCAGUCUGUUGGUGAAGCAACGCCAAGAAUUCUGGCAGCGCAUGUACCAGAAAUUGUUGACAGAAGAGAAGGGAGAAGGCAAGGUCGCGGAAGACGAGAAUCAAGGCGCGCGCGAUGCGGGAGAGCACAACUAA